AUGCAUACCAGAAGACCCUAUCAUGUGGAAGAUGCUGAAAAAUACUGCCUUGAGGAUGACUUGGUCAAUUUAGAGGUUCUGGAUGAGGAUUCAAUUAUUCGUCAGUUGCAAAAGCGUUACAUGGACUUGGUGAUCUACACAUAUGUUGGAGACAUCUUAAUUGCCUUAAACCCCUUCCAGAAUCUAAGCAUAUACUCUCCACAGUUUUCCAGACUUUAUCAUGGUGUGAAACGUGCCUCAAAUCCCCCUCACAUAUUUGCAACAGCGGAUGCUGCUUACCAAUGUAUGGUUACUUUUAGCAAAGACCAGUGCAUUGUCAUCAGUGGAGAAAGUGGCUCUGGGAAGACAGAAAGUGCCCACCUGAUUGUUCAGCAUUUGACUUUCUUGGGAAAGGCCAAUAAUCAGACCUUGAGAGAGAAAAUUCUGCAAGUCAACUCCCUGGUGGAAGCCUUUGGAAAUGCAUGCACUGCCAUCAAUGACAAUUCCAGCCGUUUUGGAAAAUAUCUGGAAAUGAUGUUUACACCCACCGGAGCUGUGAUGGGGGCAAGAAUCUCUGAGUAUCUCCUGGAAAAAUCCAGAGUUAUAAAACAGGCAGUGUAUAUAGCCGAUGAAACUGGAAGGGUGAUACAUGACAUAACUAACAAGGAGUCUUACAGAAGACAAUUUGAAGCAAUUCAGCAUUGCUUCAGAAUUAUAGGGUUCACUGACAAGGAGGUGCACUCAGUGUACAGAAUUUUGGCUGGGAUUUUGAACAUUGGAAGCAUUGAGUUUGCAGCUAUUUCCUCUCAACAUCAAACUGAUAAAAGUGAGGUGCCCAAUGUUGAAGCUUUGGAAAAUGCUGCCUCCGUUCUCUGCAUCAGCCCUGAAGAACUCCAAGAGGCCCUUAUCUCAUACUGUGUGGUCACCCGUGGUGAGACCAUCGUCCGAGCCAAUACUGUCGAUAGGGCUGCGGAUGUCCGAGAUGCCAUGUCCAAAGCGCUGUAUGGGAGGCUCUUCAGUUGGAUUGUCAAUCGCAUCAAUACACUCCUGCAGCCAGACAAAAGCAUAUGUAGUGCAGAUGAUGGUAUUAAUGUGGGGAUCUUGGAUAUUUUUGGAUUCGAGAACUUUCAGAGAAAUUCAUUUGAACAGCUCUGCAUAAACAUCGCCAAUGAGCAAAUCCAGUACUAUUUCAACCAGCACGUUUUUGCUCUUGAGCAGAUGGAAUAUCAAAAUGAAGGUAUUGAUGUUACACCUGUGGUGUAUGAGGACAAUCGCCCACUCCUGGACAUGUUCCUCCAGAAACCCCUGGGACUGCUUGCGCUUUUGGAUGAGGAAAGUCGAUUUCCCCAAGCAACUGAUCAGACCCUAGUUGAUAAAUUUGAAGAUAAUCUACGAAGCCAAUACUUCUGGAGGCCUAAGGGAGUGGAGCUGUGCUUUGGCAUUCUGCACUACGCUGGGAAGGUAUUGUAUGAUGCUUCUGGGGUUCUGGAGAAAAACAGAGACACGCUCCCCACUGAUGUGGUUGUGGUCCUGAGAACGUCAGAAAACCAGCUUCUGCAGCAACUCUUCUCAAUUCCUUUGACCAAAACAGGUAACUUGGCCCAGACAAGAGCCAGGAUAACAGCAGCCUCAAGAUCUUUGCCUCCACGUUUCAGUGCUGGGAGAACCAAGGUGGACACUCUGGAGGUGAUACGACAUCCCGAAGAAACCACCAACAUGAAGAGGCAGACCAUGGCUUCUUACUUCCGGUAUUCUCUGAUGGAUCUGCUCUCCAAAAUGGUGGUCGGACAGCCCCACUUUGUGCGCUGCAUUAAACCCAAUGAUGACCGAGAGGCCCUGAAGUUCUCCCGAGAGAGUGUGCUGGCCCAGCUCCGCUCCACAGGGAUCCUGGAGACAGUCAGCAUCCGCAGGCAGGGCUAUUCCCACCGCAUCCUCUUUGCAGAGUUUGUGAAAAGGUAUUAUUACUUGGCAUUCAAAGCACAUGAAAUGCCUCUUGCUAGCAAAGAGAGCUGUGUUGCUAUCUUGGAAAAAUCCAGAUUAGAUCACUGGGUGCUGGGAAAAACAAAGGUUUUUCUCAAAUACUAUCAUGUCGAGCAGUUAAAUUUGCUGCUGCGAGAAGUCAUAGGCAGAGUGGUUGUGCUGCAGGCGUAUGCCAAGGGGUGGCUUGGAGCCAGGAGAUACAAAAGAAUCAGAGAGAAGAGAAAGAAGGGGGCCAUUGCCAUCCAGUCAGGGCACCCUUCAGACCAAAGCAGUGAUCUGCAGCCCACUGUCCAGGAUCAAGACCACUGUGAACCUAGUGACCACACAGAUCAUACAAGAAGUCCACAAACCGGAUUCAACAGUGGCCAUGCAGAGACUUCAAGCAACUCUCCUGUUGUCACUGAGAAAAGUUGGCAUCCACAAACCCAGUGUUCUCCAAAAGGGUGUGAUGUCUCCGUAGGACAUUCAAAUAAGCACUCCAUUUCUGGGACUGAUCUGCUAUCUUCUCGGACAUGCCAUGCUGCCCCAGGUUGCCCAGGACCAAGUCCCUCAAAAGGAGCCCCUACAAAACUUGAAAACGGUCUUAUACAGAAGCAGCGAACACCUCGCCGAAGAUGUCAGCAGCCCAAAAUGUUGAGUAGCCCUGAGGACACCAUGUACUAUAACCAGUUAAAUGGAACUCUAGAAUAUCAAGGGAGCAAGAGGAAGCCAAGAAAACUUGGCCAAGUCAAAGUGCUUGAUGGAGAAGACGAAUAUUACAAAUCUUUGUCACCUGUGGACUCUGUUCCCGAGGAAGAUAACCCAUCCUGCCCUUUCCUUUCUUCCUCACCCUCAAAAGGAGCAUUUUUUGCUCAGCUCUGAGGUGUACUUUCUGCCCCCUCAAGUCUGUUCAGGAUAGUAUCUCUGCAAGAAUACCUGACAUGAAGAAAACCAACAAGGUGAAAAAUACUGUCAAGACAAAAUAACUGACCCUGGACGAAACAGAAAUCAUUCUGGGAAUACCAGUUUUUAAAAGCUUCACUGCAAAACCAUUGGUGUUCAUGUUGUAAGCUGCUGAUUUUUCUUCCAUUUUGGCUCAUCUGCAGACAUGCCUCCAUCCACUUUAACUUUCUUUAUUUUUAAAUGUCGUGCAAAUACAGAAAAAGGCACAAAUCAGAAGACUCAACUCAAUAAGUUAUCAGAAAAUCAGUAUCUACAUAACUGCCCCUACAGUCAAGUUAUCUGUGUAACCACUCCUACAGGCUGAAAGUUAUUAGAAAGUAUCUAUAUAAACUAUCCGUGGGUCCAUCAGAACAUUGUCAGCAUACUAGAAGUCUCCCUCUAUCCAUUCCCAAUCACCCACCUCUCCAAAGGCAAGCAUUCUCAUGACUUGAAAAUGUAAAUAUUUACGUAAAUACUUCCUUGGUUUUCUUUAUA
Messenger RNA from Lutra lutra (Eurasian river otter), 3375 nucleotides. It is a transcript of the gene MYO3B, whose product is annotated as myosin IIIB. Bases 1 to 2820 code for a protein of 939 amino acids. The transcript is spliced from 25 exons. Gene Ontology annotation, molecular function: cytoskeletal motor activity; ATP binding; protein binding. The record is from RefSeq and is a predicted model, not a curated record. Gene Ontology annotation, cellular component: myosin complex. Lineage: Eukaryota; Metazoa; Chordata; Mammalia; Carnivora; Mustelidae.